AUGCGCCCUUCGCGAUGGAACCGCUCGCGGCGCGCGGCCUUCGGCGGAUUCCUACCAUCCAGGGGUCCACGGCUAUGUCUCCAGCAGUCCCAGGGCCAAAGCGUUGCUUUGGGAACUGCUGUGAAGCCCUUUCCGGCUCUCCUCUUCCAUCUGGAGCGGGAUCUGCGACCCUCAGCAGAUCAGCAGGACAAAGCACAGAAGCUGGCGAGUAUGGUGCGAUCCGUCUGUGAGCAGCUUGAUGGCGAGACCCACUGCUACGGAUCGUGUAGCAACGGGACCUUCAUGCAAGGAUCUGAUGUUGAUCUCACGUGGCUGUGUGACCAAAACAAAGUGGCCAAAAGAGGCCUUGUCUCACAGGAGCUUCGGGCGCCGACCGAUGCGAAGCCUGGUCCGGGGAACGCUGCAAGUUCUGGACUGCGCAAGGCAGCCCCUGCUCAGCAAAUGCUUCUGGAGCUGGAAGCUCUCGUGCCACCACCGCCGCCAAAUGCAGUCCAACUGCCCCCGACACCAUCGGCCUUGGAGCAUCAAGCUCUGAUUCCGCCAACCCGAGCGCGGAGGAGACCCAGUCCUCCCAAACCUCGCCCAGCUUCAGCACCUUCCACACCAGAGACAACGACAGUUGCAGCCCAGCCAGAGUCAGAGCCCUUUCCAGCUCCACCGGAAGAAACAUCAGAUCCAGAGGCUUCGCCGGAGGUCUCUGAGUCCCGGGCCCAGGCCCAGGACUUGCAGCCGCUCAGCGGCCUCAGCGGCCUGCCAAUGCCACCGCCGCCUCCCGUUGUCGCCGUCUCUCCGCCAGAAGAGCCGAGGGACAGCAUCUCUGCACGCCUUGUCCAGUUUCGGGCGCUGCGGCUGUUGAGGGCGAAGGCUGAGCGAUUCACUUUCGAGGGUGUGGAGCCAUUCGCCUGCAUCCAGGUCGGAUUUCCCCUGGGUCUUGUGAUCAUGAUUGAAUGUCUGCCUGCCCAGGUGGUGCGGCUCCUGAAGCACUGGGCCCGCCGGCGGCAGCUGGGCGACCGAGCCAAAGGCGGAUUCAGCACCUACACUCUGGUCCUGAUGGCCGUAAAGGUGCUACAGGAAAGCAAAGCUUGCAAGCUGCCUGCGCAUUCAGUUCAAGAGCUUGUACUGAAAGUGCAGGAGGACUCUUCACCAGAGCCGCUGCAGAUUUGGAUGCAGGCCAAGAAAGACAAGCUCUGCACUCCCAAAAUGCUGGAAAAGACGUUCGUGGCAUUUUUUGAUUACUUCGCGCAGCCAGCCUGGAGCUCCGGCGGAAUCGUUCGGGUGGCUCCGGCAGCUGCCUCCGAACAGGAUAAGGAAUCGGACUGCAGCCCGCAGGCACCCCCUCCUCCGCCUCUGGAGGUCCUCCGAGUGGUUUGCCCGCUGACCCAAAUCGACGUGCAGAGGAGCAAAGCCCAAGAGUGGCAGCACAUGGCGAAGGAGAUUUCCCGCGCAAGCCAAAUUCUAAGGAAUCUGCAACUGGACAGCCAGCUACGGCUGGAUGAGCUGUUCAAGGAACCGCAAGAGCCGCCCUCGGCGCCGGAGUCGCCCCCUGAGUCGACACCGGAGCCUGUGGAUGUGCUUCCCGGGCGCAUUACAGAAGAGGAUGCCGAAGAGGGGGCUGCCGCUGACAGCACAGAGUCUGUCAUGCAAUACGGCGCUGCAGACAGCUUUCGGGAGGGGAAAGCCCAAAACGGCAGCAAUUGCCAGGCCAUGGCCAGUGCUGCAGUACGAGUCACCGGCAAGGAUGUUGUGACCGAGCAGGACUUGUGCAGCACUGACAGCGGGACUAGCUCCUUGGACUCUGUCAAGAAGCUGCCCGCAGAGCGCGUCAACAUAAAUAGAGGGAAGCCCGGAAGUGAGCUCGCAAUGCAUCAGCGGUCUAUUUCGCGUGACUCGGAGGAUCCGCUGGCCGAGAUCGGUGUGUUCAGCCUCCUGCGCCAGAGCGAAAAUGCACCCCAGUAUUUGCUGGAGAUGCUGUCCGCAUUUCAAGUUAGCGAGGAGAUCUGGCUAGUCCUCGAGAACGCAGAUGGCGGUGAUCUUUUCGGUGUGGUGUCCUCCCGGCGAAUGUCCACCGGACAGAUCAUGCUUUGGGCCUGGCAGCUGCUCCAAGCUGUGAAGUUUCUACAUUUGCACGGCAUCAGCCACCGUGAUAUCUCCUUGGAGAACGUGCUGCUAAGCGGUGGAGAUGUUCGGCUCAUGGACUUCGGGCAAGCAGUGCAGACACACCUGGAAACAGGCGAGCUUUGUCGAUACUUUGUUCCGGCGGGGAAGCCUUACUAUCGGCCACCAGAGGCCUACAUCCCAAAUCAAGGAACGCUGGCAGUAAUUUCGCCUGCCAGUUCUCGAGCGGGACAGGUUGCUUUGGCGCUGACCUCGGCGCAGGACUUCCUGUGUCAUGUGCGCCUGUUGGAAGCGGCUGAGCCUGGACAGCUUUGUGCAGCAGAGCCCUGGGGAUACACAGCUCCGCCAAUCGACAUUUUUGCAUGUGCCGUCUGCAUCACCAUUAUGUUCCUUGCAGGGCCGCCCUGGCGACAGGCACGGCCCACAGACAAGUAUUUCCAGUGGGUCCAAAGCAACGGUCUUGGGGCCUUGGCCACUUCCUGGAAGAAGGCAGUGCCAUCGUCAGCUUCAGAGUUGCUGGGCCAGAUGAUGCAAACGGACCCUGAACGACGACCCGCUAUAGAGGGCUGCCUCGCUCAUGCCUGGUUUGGGCCGCUUCGAUCGGCGCCAGUGGCCCUCCGUGAUAGCACCGGGUUCGGCAAAGCGAGUCCUGCGUCCCCACGCCUGGCCGGGGACUGCUACCGCGAACAGGAGUGGGUGUGCCGAUCUCUUCCAAGCCUGUCCGUGGCACCAGAAGUGUUGGAGGCAUGCGCUUCGUCCGUCGGCCCAGAGUUUGACGUCCUGGGCGAUCCUUACCGAGACAUUCAGCCAUGGAGCGCGGAGUUGCAUCUGCCAACUCAAGCCGAUGCAGAGAUCGCUGGACUCCUUUGUGACGCACCACCGCCUCUGCCCCUGGUGCGGGAAGACAGGACUGAAAUCAGAAAGAUUGAGGCGGAGGUUGGCCGGGUCUUGCAAGUCGCGUCGGCCUCGCCUGGUAAAGCUGACUGCAGGCCUGCCGACGUCGCCGACGACCAGGACAUGCCGAGAUCCUCUGCAAUGGAGACCAAGCUGGCUUCUGCAAUGCCUUCUUUGCCUCCACUUGGACGCAGCAGAUCCGAAGCCUCGGCCUCCCCGCGCUGCCUCGCCGGGUCACCAGCCCAAGCGCUGCGCGCGCUGCGGAAGACCAGCUCGGGUGCACCGGAGAGUUCGUCAGAUCACAAAUAUAAUGGUGGUGACGUGAGAUGA
Molecule: messenger RNA, 3339 nt
Organism: Symbiodinium necroappetens
Lineage: Eukaryota; Dinophyceae; Suessiales; Symbiodiniaceae
Source: the annotation of a GenBank genome assembly